UGUUUAAUAAAAUACAAAUUAUAAAUACGAAUAAAAUGACGAAAUAUUAUAAAAAGUACGUUAUUAUUAUUUGUUAGCUCUCACUUGUCUCUCUCUAAGAUAUUGCACUGUUGUGUUCAUAAACCACCUUAUCUGUAGAGCCCUUUGUUGUCAAUGUCAUUUCACAUUUGAAUUUGACAUUGAUGUUUCUUUUAGCAUUGCUUUUGAGCCGCCGCUCCCGCUCGUGGUUGUUUUAUUGUUCUCAAGCUUGCUAUUUCUCAAAUAACUAAGUAAAUGAAGUCACAUUAUUAAGUAAACAUCUUAUUUCUUCGCUUUUGCACGACAUUUGUUCGUAUAGUCGCAAUGUUGAGCUUACACUACACAUAACUAGUGUAUCUCGGCGGAUUCCUACGCUGCUGUAAUGGAGACGCGCGUGUGUGUGUCAGUGGAGGUUGUACGUGUGAAGGAGGAACCCCAGUGGGAGCAGGACGAGGCGCAGGCGCCGGACAUUCUAACAGAACAUGGUUACGAGAACCCAGUGUGUGUAAAGGAAGAACCCUUGUACUCAGAUGUUGCAAGUUUAUGCAGUGAAAGCGCAGAACUCUAUGCUGACCAUAAAGUGAAUGAUCAACUUGUGCUAGGACCAGUGGUGAUACAACAACCAGAAGUAACCGGUAAUAAAAAGCCAGUGUGUGUGAAAGAAGAACCCUCGUGUAUCGACGACACAUCGUGUGUCGAGAGUGGGUCCGACCAGCAAGUCUCGUGUGGCGAGAGUAGUGCUGACCAGCAAGUGUCGACUUGCGAGGGUGGUGCUGACCAGCAAGUGUCGACUUGCGAGGGUGGUGCUGACCAGCAAGUGUCGACUUGCGAGGGUGGUGCCGGCCAGCAAGUGACUCGGUUGAAUCCGGCGCUGAUGUUACAGCCGGAAGUGAUCUACGCACUUAACGCUUCACACCAGGCGUUUCUGAGGCCUCCAGUUCCACGCACCCGCAAACGGCGGUUACAGAAAUCAUUCUCCUGCGACAUAUGCAACAAAAAGUUCAAAUAUGCCAGCCAUAUGGCUAGGCAUCAAACGAUCCAUGAAAAGAACAUGCCAGCAAGAGUAGUUCAUAAAGGACCGUUCUAUUGCGUUAUUUGUUGUAAGCCAUUUUCUCAGCUAAUAACAUUUACAGCACAUUUAGAAAAUCAUACCACAAAACUACCAUACUAUUGCGAAAUAUGUAAAGAGGACUUCCCCAGUUACAGUUCGUUUGCUAAACAUAAUGAAAGUCAUGUUGAUAGUUAUGGUUGUGAAUUGUGUGAAGAACGGUUUGUGCGUAAGAUUGAAUUGCUUAGACAUAGAUUGAAUCAUACAGUAAGCGAGAAUUAUUUGAAUAAUAAACCUAAACGAAUUAAUAUACUUCGUCGAUGAAUUAUUUUGGAAGAUACUUGUUAAACUAAAUACGGCGGGCGUGAAAGUUUUGCACCGUCGGUGACAGCAGACAGGACAAAAUUUCCACAUUUAAAAAGUCCAGACACUUCACAUUUUUUAAAUAAAUAAUUAUUUUCGUAUGGGGUUCGAAAUUUUCCAUUGGUUUCCAAAAUGUUCUUCUUAAUUUCCUAUGAAAUAUUUCGAGAUUUUUUUUUAACUUUUUUAUAAUUUUUCCGCAUGUUUUUUUUAUGAUAUAAAUAUUAGUUGUAUGAAAUCAUGUUGUUAAUUAUACCUCAUGACGCAUGAAAACCAGUGUUUUAUUUGAUUUGCUUCUAAAAUCAGGAUUUUACCUAAAAAACACUAUAUAUUACGAUAUCUGCGUAUCUUAUAAGAUAAUAAUAAUAAGAUGACGAGAUAACCGCCA
This is a messenger RNA of Cydia pomonella (codling moth), 1814 nucleotides long. Its product is annotated as zinc finger protein 93-like. Gene Ontology annotation, biological process: regulation of transcription by RNA polymerase II. The transcript has 4 exons. Gene Ontology annotation, cellular component: nucleus. Lineage: Eukaryota; Metazoa; Arthropoda; Insecta; Lepidoptera; Tortricidae. Gene Ontology annotation, molecular function: RNA polymerase II transcription regulatory region sequence-specific DNA binding; DNA-binding transcription factor activity, RNA polymerase II-specific. The coding region runs from base 401 to 1390 and encodes 329 amino acids. The record is from RefSeq and is a predicted model, not a curated record.